AUGUUGCGCACACCUCCAAAAUGUAAACGUACAUUUUUAUUUAUUUUAGAUCAUCCUUCUUCAAAAAUGGCCGAAGAAGAAAUUGCUAGAAUUAAUCGAAAAUUAGAAAAAAUGAUUUCUAAUAAUGGAAUUGACGAAUCAAUAGCACGCGACUUACUAGUUCGUUUACAAGAAUCUCGAAUCACAUUGUUAAUAUUGCAAAAAACAGGGAUUGGAAAAACGAUCAACAACUUGAGAAAAGCUUUAACACCACCCAACGAAGAUUUAGCGACAUUAGCCAAAGGAUUACUUAAAAACUGGAAAAAGCUUGUACCAGAAGUAUCUAAAGAAGAUAAAAUCACAAAUAAUAACCAUAAUUCACUACCACCAACAUCGACACAGAAUGAAAAAAACGAAACGACAACAUCAAAACCAAAUGGAAUAGAACGAUCGUUAUCAGCAGCAAGUUCGACGUCAAUACCAUCUAGUCUAGCUUCAAAUACUCAUGAUGAAGUCAGGCUAAAAUCACGUGAUUUACUUGCCGCAGCUUUAUCUGUUUCUGAAAUUCCAGAAGGAUCGGCUGAUCCUGUGGAAUUAGCUGCUCGAGUGGAAGAUGCUAUUUAUAAAGAAAUUCAGGAUACUGGUGUUAAAUACAAAAAUCGUAUUCGAAGCCGUUUAGCAAAUUUAAAAGAUUUAAAAAAUCCUGGUUUAAGAAAUAAUGUACUACUUGGCUAUAUAACAUCCGAACGGCUUGCCAGUUUAACUGCCGAUGAAAUGGCCAGUGAGGAUUUAAAACGAGAACGUGAAAAAUUAACAAAAGAUGCUAUUAAUGAACAUCAGUUAGCUGUUGCAACGGGAAUAGGUACAGAUUUAAUCCAAUGUGGAAGAUGUAAACAGAAGAAUUGUACAUAUACAGAAGCUCAAACAAGAAGUGCUGAUGAGCCAAUGACGUUAUUUGUGUUAUGCAAUCAUUGUGGUCUCAGAUGGAAGAUGGCUACAUCAAAAGAGACAAGAACAGCUCAAACUUUAUUGUCAGAAGCUGAUAAAAAAUCAAAAGCAAGUGGUGGUUUUUUAAAUAAAAUAUUUAGUAAUAGUUCAAAUGUCGCUGAAGAUGCACGUACAUUGUAUGUGAAAGCUGGUAAUCAGGCAAAAAGUGAAGGCAAUUAUCCAUUAGCUGUUGAAGCAUAUACAAAAGCAUUACCUGGUGGUGAACAAUUUGAACAAGCAGCGUGUUAUGAAAAUAUUGCUGCAUCUUACAUGAUGUGUGAUCCAUCAAAGGCAGUUGAACCAUUUGAAAAAGCAGCUGAGUUACAUUGUACGUUAAAUCGUUUUCCAACUGCAGCAGGUUGUUUAGAAAAAGCGGCAGAUGUUCAUGAACAAUGUGAGAAUUAUGAUAAAGCCUAUGAAGCUUUAACAACGGCACAGCGAUUUUAUGUACAAGAACGACAAAAGGCAUCAGCUGGCAGAGUUAAAACACGAAUGGCUAAUAUUCGAAUCCAACAACGGAAAUAUAUGGAUGCAAAAUUAUUAUUUGAAGAAAUGGCUGAAUUAGUUAAGGAUGAUCCAAUGUUACGUUAUGGAGCAAAAGAUCAUUAUUUUCGCGCUGUCUUGUGCUCAUUAUGUAUUGAUGUUGAUAAUGGUCAAAUUGUGUUUGAUAAAUAUACGGAAGAAAAUCCAUCGUUUGAUAACCAUCAACCAGAAGUAAAAUUAUUACGAAACAUUAUCCAAUGUCUUCACGAUGGAAAUAAAGAACAGUAUCUUCAAUAUAUUAAAGAUAGUCCGUUGGCUUCAAUUAAAAAUGAUAAAAAUGUCAAAGUAUUACUCGAAGAUAUUAAGAAAAAAUUAGAUGGAGAUAUUGAUUUGAAAUAA
This is a messenger RNA of Didymodactylos carnosus, 1848 nucleotides long. The record is from the annotation of a GenBank genome assembly. Lineage: Eukaryota; Metazoa; Rotifera; Eurotatoria; Philodinida; Philodinidae.